UGUACACAACGCGCCUGAGCAUCUCCCGUUGAAGCAGAUCCUUUUCUAACGUCCAAAGUACGACUUCACACCCCAUUACCAGUAUCAAUAUGUCCGAUGUGGGGUCUGAGGAUCCGGAGGAGGAUCAGAACUACCUUGGGGAAUAUUCUGGAGACAGAAACGAAGUAGGAGAGAGGCAUGGGUCGGGCAGAGCGGUACUUCCCGGUGGAGACACGUACCAGGGACAGUAUGACAGCGGCCGCCGAUGCGGACAGGGAACAUAUCGCUUUAAGAGUGGCGCCUGCUUCAUAGGAGAUUACUACAAUAACAUCAAACAAGGACAAGGCACCCUCUACUACCCAGACGGAUCCAAAUAUGAAGGGUCCUGGGUGGAGGACUUGCGUCAGGGCCAUGGCAUCUACACCUACCCUAACGGAGAUAAGUACGAUGGAGCGUGGCUCCGCGACGUCAGGCACGGCCAGGGGACGUACUGGUACAACGACACCGGCUCUUCGUAUAGGGGUGCCUGGAACAACGGCAAGAUAGACGCAGUCGGAGAGAUCCUCCAUUCCAACCACCACUACAAGGGGAGCUUCCUGAAUAACAAUCCAACGGGACCGGGGAAGUACGUGUUUGACAUCGGAUGUGAGCAGCAUGGUGAUUACAUUCUAACAGAACAGACAGGGCCCCCUGAGGAUGACGAAGGUGACUCUUCCUCUGCCCUCAAGUGGCUCCCGAGAGACAUCACCGGUCCAACCAUGGGGACCUCCGAGUCCACCAAGCCAUCAUCAGGUGGACCCUAGCUCAAAUGUGAUCAGUCAACACAAAAUAUUUGGAAAAGCAAGCAGCCUCUACAGAAGAUGGGAACUGACCUUUGGACCUUGAUUUUUGUGCAUUUGUAACAUCAUCAUAACCACAUGUUUAGCUUAUUUGUUUGCCGUUUUACAGUUUUGUUCUUUAUGCAUUUAUCACUUUUUGACUGAACGUAAUACAAUAAAACAUAAAUAAAAAGGGUCAAAG
Molecule: messenger RNA, 999 nt
Organism: Gadus chalcogrammus (walleye pollock)
Lineage: Eukaryota; Metazoa; Chordata; Actinopteri; Gadiformes; Gadidae
Product: radial spoke head 1 homolog
Exons: 8
Coding region: 90-782 (230 amino acids)
Biological process (GO): axoneme assembly; spermatid development
Cellular component (GO): nucleus; motile cilium
Source: RefSeq, a predicted model, not a curated record